Molecule: messenger RNA, 585 nt
Organism: Callorhinus ursinus (northern fur seal)
Lineage: Eukaryota; Metazoa; Chordata; Mammalia; Carnivora; Otariidae
Source: RefSeq, a predicted model, not a curated record
AUGGGUGAUCUAAAAUAUGGCUACACAAAACUUUCUGCAGGAGAACUUCUUCUUGAUGAAAGGAAGAACCCAGAUACACAGUAUGGUGAACUCACUGAAAAGUACAUUAAAGAUGGAAAGAUGGUGCCAGUUGAGAUAACUAUCAGUUUGUUAAAGAGUGAAAUGGAUCAGACAAUGGCUGCCAAUGCUCAGAAGAAUAAAUUCUUAAUUGAUGGGUUUGCAAGAAAUCAAGACAACCUUCAGGGUUGGAAGAAGACCAUGGAUGAGAAGGCAGAUGUGUCUUUCAUUCUGGUUUUUUACUGUAAUAGUGAGAUCUGUAUUGAACGAUGUCUUGAGAGGGGAAAGAGUAGUGGUAGAAGUGAUGAUAACAGAGAGAGUUUGGAAAAGAGAAUUCAGACCUAUCUUCAGUCAACAAAGCCAAUUAUUGACUUAUAUGAAGAAAUGGGGAAAGUCAAGAAAAUAGAUGACUCUAGGUCUGUUGAAGUUUUUGAUGAAAUUGAUAAGAUUUUUGACAAAAAAAGGUUUCAAAUUUCCAACCUGUUAAAUGAAUUUGUAGACCAAAUUCCAAAGGAAAUUUUUGUGUAG